AUGUCUCCCCGGCCAAAUUUAUGGCCCGCUGUGAAGGCAGUUUCUCUUGAUGUCUCUGCUCUCCUGGCUCCCAGGCUUCCGGUCCCCGCAGUCUAUGCCGCAGCGGCCCAGUGGGCCAAGCUCGAGAGCCCUCCUACGCAGGAGGAGCUGUGCCCCGCGUUUCAGAAGGCGCGGCAGGACGCCCAGGAGAGAUUUCCAUGUUUCGGACAUGGCGAGGGGUGGUCCGCCCGUGAGUGGUGGGCCUGGACUGCCAGGAGAACCUUGGCAAACUGUGGCCGCGACUACACCGAAGCCGAGUUCAAUCGCUUCUUUCGACGAGUCUACCAGCAUUACGGAUCGCAGGGUGCCUUCGAGGAGCUUGCGGACGCUAAGCCUUUCCUUGAAUGGACUCGUCAGCAGGGCUUGACGGUCGGGGUGACCACAAAUGAGGACGCGCGGGUCCUCGAUACCACACUGCCCAUGUUGGGCUUCCACGACUUCAUGAGGUGGUUCAUCACCUCGCAAGAGGUUGGCUAUCAGAAGCCAAAUCAGUGGAUCUAUGUAGAGGUGUGGAGGGAGGCCAGCCUGUGGGUCCCCGGCUUGCGCAGAGAGGAGAUUCUCCACGUGGGAAGCAGCUACGAGGAAGAUUUCUGCGGGGCCAGAGAUGCUGGUCUGCAGGCCCUGCUGCUGGACCGGGGCGCGGAGAACGCUGCGGUAGACUCCGAGGAGGCCCUGCUGCUGGACCGUGGUGCGAAGAAUGCGGUGGUAGACCCCGAGAAGGCCGCCGACAGUCCUUCUCAAAGCGCCGCUGACCCGGAGAAGACCGGGGAGGAUGUGGAGGUGUGGACGCUUCGUGAUCUAGGUGAAGUGCAGCUUGUUCUCGAACAGGGGAUCAUUCAGCAGCUCCGUUAG
Molecule: messenger RNA, 891 nt
Organism: Symbiodinium sp. CCMP2592
Lineage: Eukaryota; Dinophyceae; Suessiales; Symbiodiniaceae
Source: the annotation of a GenBank genome assembly